CGAUGUGUUUGUGUGCGUAACCACUCGUUAUUGAGCAUUGCUUUUAUUGUUGGCGCAUGAACUUGAAAGCCAACGUCCAGCGGAAGCAGUACAGACCCGAGUGAAGAGCGCCUCCAGUGGAGGGGUUAAGCUUUCAAUUGACAUCCUCCAGCCUAAUGGUAUAAACUGAUAUAUAAUGGCUUCCCGACACAAAGCUUUGUCACUAGAUGAAGUACAUGCCAGCUGACUGGAUAACAUCACGAAUAGGGGUGGUGAAGGGAUAAUGGAAGAAACAAACCACGUCACAACGUUGACCAGUAUGUAUUUUAACACCAGCCUCGAGCAGCUCAUCGAUGACGAAUACUUCGACGAACUGAACAAAAAGAUGGCGAGAUCAAUGUUGGCCACGUUGAUCUACAUCAGCCUCUUGAUGAUCCUCGGCGUGGUGGGCAACACAAUGGUGUUCCUGGUCUACUACCAGAGGUUCAAACCCAGUGCCACACGCACCUACAUCCUGGUCAUGAGCGUCUUCGAUCUGCUGGCCAACGUGACGUCACUUCCCGGUGAGAUCCUCGACAUCCGGUUUGCAUUCACCUUCGACUUACCUUGGCUAUGUCGCAUUUUCCGCUCUCUCAACAGCUUUCUGACAUUAGUCUCGGCCGCAAUCUUGGUGGCCGUGGCGCGGGACCGACAUCGUAAGAUCUGCCAACCCCUGCUGACUCAGCAGAACACACUCGGCCAACUCGGGGCUUCCCUGGCUGCAUGCAUCGGCUUCGCACUCGCCCUCACCAUCCCGUUUGGCAUCUUGAACGGACGUCACACCAUCUCCACAGGUGUGACUAACGUCACGGGCGUGACGUGCUCCAUCGACGAUGCUUUCGUGUCGACGCCGUUCCCGAUGGCUUACAACGCGCUGAUGGCUUUGGCCUUCGUGAGCUGCGUGGCCAUCAUGGUCACAUCCUACGCCGGCGUCGGACGUCAGCUGUGGAGGCACCGGAAAAGCUCGAAGAACGUCACCAGAGUCAACCCCACCGGACAGGGACGUCCAAACUUCUUUGUCGGAGGCAGGGGAGGCUGGCAGAAGCCGUCGUACAACAACGACGACGACACCACUACGUCCGACACCAGGAUGAAAUCGGCUGUGUCGGAGCUGCCGGCUAGUUCGUCGAAUUCCGACAUCGAUUCUUCAAAUCGUUUGCCGAAAUCUCAAGCAGACAAUCAGUGGCGGGUUCUCUUCGUGAAGCCGUCAAAUGACGAGGCCUGCAAUGUUCGUCUGCUAGGUGGGCAGAGCCGCAGCCAAGAAAUGUUACUCUCCGAUACGUCCAACAUGGCGGCAGGGCCUGGACCACGUCCAAUUUGUCUUCGCGACGAAUCAUCAACCGCCAUCAACAUGACGCAGGAUUCCACGGUAACUACUGCUGCUGCACAGCACGAUCACGACUCCACUUCAGGAGAGCUCAUCAACGAAACAUCAUUUCAAGUCACUGCGAAUGGCACGAAAAGGCUGGGGAAUGGAAAACCAUCAAACUCAUCUUUAACCAAAUCAAUCUUUCGUACUCACAGCCGAAAGAGCUCCUCUCUUGCGAAAACAGACAAGAAACAAGGGAGGCGACUAACACGGUCGCGAGGCAGCAUGGUCAAGAAGAUCCCGAAGAGCACCACGAUGAUGAUGUUUGUCCUCACCGCUGUCUUCAUCGUCAACUACCUUCCACACCUCCUCAUCAUCAUCGCACGCGCGGUGUCUGAUGACGUUGGGAAGGGGUUGGAGGGGUGGGAGCUGAACAUCUACAACAUCGCCCUCCGCUCCUACUUCGUCAACUGUGCGGUGAACCCGCUCGUCUACAGCUUCUGCAGCGCCAGAUUUCGGCAGGAGUGUGGCAGUCUUGUACUAGGCAAGGCCAAAUAACAUCCACGCACUUGUCACCAUUAAAUGAAUUGUACGGAAAAACACAGUCGAGGAGGAGACAACUAAAGUAACUGUAAUUAUUUUCACAAAUCCAGAUCCUGGAUUGUAAAAAUAGAAUAAAGGUGGCCAUCUUGUAUGACAUAGUAUGAAUGGUAAUCUUGGCAAUGAUACUGUCAUCUAUGUCGACCCAAAGUAUAAUCAACAUCAGUAGCUGGCCAGAUAAAGGACAUUCGUGUGUUGAUACCCGAAUCCUUUUCACACACUCCUCACUAAAAGAAAAGAGUAUGUGUGAAUCAACAGACUAAUUCGUCGAAUAAAACCACAAACGUAGCGGUAUUCAAAUAUUUUACUUGUUUUGUUGUCAUUUCUUUAAUUAUAUGUGAUGUGUCAUUGAUCAUGUCUGUCGUAUUACAUAUUGACCUGCUGUAACUUACAUGAUUACAUUUUGUACAUAUAAUGUUUUUCAGUUGAUUAGUUGUCACACUAUUUAAAUACUAUCCUUUUCAUAAACUCCGGUUUUCGUCUUUCGUGGUACAUCUUUCUUUCACUCAUUAUAUAGAUUUUACAUAAUUGCUCUUGAAUUAUUCUGAUUUUUCCCGAAAGCGUGACAGUUUUAUUUAGUUUCUUUUUUGGGAGUGAUCUUGAUUUAAGCAUGAAUAAUAUGUUCAGAUGAUAUAUAAAGAUCACGACUGUGAUUGUAUCUGUCUAGGUAUGUACGAAUCACGCCGGUUGACGACAUACGCAGUGAACUGUUGUCACUUUUCUAAGAUGAAUGAGAGUAGAAAAAUACAUUGCUUUAUUGUGAUUACUGCUUACAAAUGUAUCUUGUAUAAUGUUUCAUUGUGUCUCGUGAUGUUUACAGGAAUAGCUUUGUGUGUGUAUGCGUGUGUGCUGAGUGUAUAGUGUGUGUGUGUGCAUGCGUGUGUGCGUGUGGGGUUUUAUAUAUAUGUAUGUAUGUGUCAUGUUGAAACAAUCAAAGUUUCAUACAACGAAAGUUCUCUGCCAUUUAUACCUGUGCCUAAAAGUCGAGAAAAAAACAAUAAAUCCGCAGCGGGUGCGAAGAGAGAGGUAGAAAAA
This is a messenger RNA of Pomacea canaliculata, 2962 nucleotides long. RefSeq lists its product as uncharacterized. The record is from RefSeq and is a predicted model, not a curated record. NCBI's taxonomy places the organism in Eukaryota, Metazoa, Mollusca, Gastropoda, Architaenioglossa, Ampullariidae. The coding region runs from base 263 to 1885 and encodes 540 amino acids. Gene Ontology annotation, molecular function: G protein-coupled peptide receptor activity. Gene Ontology annotation, biological process: neuropeptide signaling pathway. The transcript has 2 exons. Gene Ontology annotation, cellular component: membrane.